Molecule: messenger RNA, 1338 nt
Organism: Micromonas pusilla CCMP1545
Lineage: Eukaryota; Viridiplantae; Chlorophyta; Mamiellophyceae; Mamiellales; Mamiellaceae
Exons: 1
Coding region: 1-1338 (445 amino acids)
Biological process (GO): cellular response to hypoxia
Molecular function (GO): peptidyl-proline dioxygenase activity; L-ascorbic acid binding; ferrous iron binding
Source: RefSeq, a predicted model, not a curated record
AUGGCGACGGCGACCGCGCGCGCGUCGACGCCGCGCGCCGCCGCCGCGCCGCCUUCGCCGCGCGCCCUCUCUCGCCGCCGGCGCGCGCGCGCCCCGCGGCGCGCGGUCCCCGCGCGCGCGCGCGUCGCGACGACCGAUGAAGACGCGAGCGCGAGUCGUCGUCCCUGCGCCACCCUGCGCGACGCGCGCGCGACGUCCGCGCCGCUGGCUGAUGCCCUCGGCGACGGCCCGGACGCCGUCCCGGACGGCCCCGCCGUCUUCGCGCUGCUACUGCGCGGCGACAGCGGCGACGGCGACGACGACGUCGCGUACGUCGGGGCGUCGAAGCGCGCGAGGGAAGCGAUCGCCGCCGCGGCGAGAUCGCUCGCGUGCUCGUCGUCGGAGCUCCGCGUCGCGCGCGCGUCGCUGCCGAAAGCGUCGAGGAAGCCCGCGCUCCGAGCCGCCGCGGCGGCGUGGAUCGCGGAGCUCGGGCGCGUCCCGUCCGGGAACGCCGCGGAGGACGAAGCCGAAGCCGGCGGCGCGGGAGGAGGAGGAGGAGUAGAAGAGGGCGCAAGAGAGCGGCCGACGCGACGCGGAAGGAAGGCGACGAUGGCGGACGUCGCGCGCGUCGUGAUCUCCGCGGACGCGACGAAAGCGCUGUGCGAGGACGGGUUCGUCGUCCUCGACGACGUCCUCCCGCUCGAGUUCUUCGCCGCGGCGCGAAAGGCGUGCGAGGCGCUCAAGGCGGACGGGAAGAUGGAGGCGCUGGGGCAGGACGGACGCGACGACCUCGUCGGCGUGCUCGACGCCGCGGCGUUGCCGCGGGGGGGGAGCGCGUACGGGGGGGUCACUCCGCUGGCGGAGCUCCUGCUCGCGAUCCCGGACGCGCUCAGGGCGAGGGCUGGCGGGAGCGGGGGAGAAGACGAUAAAGAAAACGGUCGAUUUAAGGGCGUUACGAAGAAGAAGACGACCGCCGCGGAGGAGACGCGCGCGAGACUGAAGACGGCGACGCCGCCGCCGCGUCUGAUGCUCGCCAACUACCCGGGCUCCGGCGCGCGGUACGUCUCGCAUCUCGACAACGACCCGAACGACCCGGGGCACCUCGAGGGCGAGAUUGGCUCGCGCGCGUGCGACCGCGCGGUCACCGCGAUCGUGUACAUGAACGACGGGUGGGAGGAGUCGCGCGGCGGGUGCCUUCGGAUCGUGCGGCGGAGCGAAAACGGCGGCGGCGCAAGCGGCGCGGUAGACGUCGCCCCGAGCGAAGGCCGACUCGUCUUGUUCGACUGCCGGCGCGUCCCGCACGAGGUAUUGCCCGCGCAUCACACGCGGUGGGCGAUGACCGCGUGGAUCAACGACUGA